GUCGAUGCUUCAUUCAGCUUGGAGACCAUCGAGGGACCCACACGCCCCUACACCCUCCAGCACUUUACCUCUAAAUCUCACAAACAAACAGCUUAAACGGUCACUCGUGCACGGUAAUCUGUGCCUGGAGCACACGCAAGUGAAAGAUAUCGAAGGACAUUUCUUGUGUGGGACAAAAGCCUGAGACAAAAUGACCAUGUUUUGGUUACAAGUGUGUGCUUCCAUAUGUUGCUUCACGUGUGUGUUUGCUCUUAAGAUCCCCAGUUCUGACUACUUCGACGACAGCAUCUACACAGAACUGAGGAACCUCCUGGAGGAUCGCGAGGCCUGGAAGGGCGGUGGUAGCGUGGGUCACCCACAAGAGGAGCGGGGCUGGUCGCCCAAGCUGGAGGUUGGGCAGGUGGCUGGUGUCUCCGUCGACCCCUUGGGUAGACCUGUCCUCUUCCACCGGGGCACGCGCACCUGGGACUACCUGUCGUUCAACGCGACGCACCAUUACCAGGAGGGAGGACCCCUGGAGGAAGAUGUAGUGGUUGUGCUGGAUCCAGACACUGGUGACGUCCUGCGCUCCUGGGGCCAUGGACGCUUCUUCCUACCUCAUGGUAUCACCGUCGACACCAAGGGCAAUACUUGGCUCACUGAUGUCGCCCUCCACCAGGUGUUCAAGUUCGCUGUUGAAGGCGAGGAGCCCGAGCUGAUGAUAGGUGAGGCUGGGGUGCCCGGCAGUGACGACCAACACUUGUGUAAACCCACCAGCGUCGCCGUCACCUCCUCGGGAGACUUCUUCGUGGCCGAUGGCUAUUGCAACGCCCGCGUCCUCCGCUUCGCUGCUGACGGAACACUCAAAGACCAAUUCGGACACCAGGGCAGCGACGGUAGCCCAGGAGCCUUGUACGUGCCCCAUGGGUUGGCGCUGGACGAGGCCCGCGACGCCCUCUGUGUGGCUGACCGCGAGAACCACCGCGUGGUGUGCCUCAGGGCGGGCCUUCGCGACCCACAGGAGUUCGGACAACCCAUCAUGACUCUUCAGGGCCCAAACCGUGGCAGGGUGUUCGACGUGGCUGCUCUCAAUGGCGUGCUGGUGGGCGUGGGGGGCAGCGAGACGGAAGGCGUGGCAACUGGCUUUACAGCUGACCUUGACACUGGCGAUCUACUCGACGCCUGGGCACCUGUCACGGGCUUCCACAACCCUCACGCCAUCGCCGUGAGUCCGGACGCCUCUGCCAUCUACGUGGCUGAGAUUGGACCUAACCGGGUGUGGAAGUUCGUCCCGGAGGCCCCAGUAGGAUUCUGAAGGGACCAGCAAGCACGUAAGGGCGACACUGGUAUGCCUGCCAGUGUCACCGGCAACACUACCAAAAUACGUCAGCACCACGGCUCUCAACGACCUUGACAACACUGUCAUCAUUUAAAAUCACACACACACACACACACACACACACACACACCUACUUAUUCAACUAUAACUCGAGCAAAACUUGAUAUCAGUAGUGAUGUCUUGUCCAUUACAUGAAGCCGUACCACUGACACUGUACUUCUUACUGAAGUACAGUGAUACAGAAGAUUCUGGCCAGCCUCACAGAGGACUUGGGCCUACCUCACAGAAUGCCUGGCCUGAGUCACGUAAGACCUGAUCCACCUCAUAGGAAACCUGACUGAUACCACAGAGAGCCUGGCCUACCUUGCAGAGGAUCUAGCCGACAUCACAGAGGACCUGGGACCUGGUCCACCUCAUAGGACCUGGUCCACCUCAGAGGACCUGGUCCACCUCAGAGGGCCUGGUCCACCUCAGAGGGCCUGGUCCACCUCACAACGGACAUGGACCACCACUCAGGAUGAAGAGAACGUAUUCCUUAAGGCCUUUCUUGACUGAAAUUCUUAAGAACAUAAGAAUGAGAAUAAGAGAAACUAAAGAUUUGUUCUUGUAUUAAAAACAAUCCACCAGUAAUACAUCUAUCAAGUUAUAUGGGAAUCUGUUCCAUAAAUCAACAACCCUCUUUUCCACACCAGUAUUUACCCAGCCGUUUAUGAAGCUUAAUCUUGAAGAAUUUGUUUACCCUUAUUAAUAUCCUAUAUGUUAUGGACUCAUUCACUAGGUCAUCUACAGCAGGUAUUAGACAGUUGACUUUGCUGGGUCCUCGGCCAUGUUGAUGUUAUUACUAAUGACCUCACAGUUGCUAAGGAGGCAACGAGUGUCUCCUGUCUCCCGAAAGCGGGUUCUUUACUCAAAUGUUUAGCCUGUCAUUCACGCAGUAGUUCGCAACCGUUGAAAUGAUCGUUGGUCGAAUGUUACGGCCAACUGCGCAGUAUUAUAAUAAUAUGCAAUAUAUUCGACUUGAUGUCAGUAGUAAUGUCCAUUCCUGCGCGCUAAUAGUAGAUGUGGCUUAUCCUUAUCACCUUCCUCCUCCCAUUGUAAUAUGAGGUGGAAAAUUACUCUGGCAAGGCUGUAUAUAAUUCUACUCUUAAGUCAUGGGGACUCACGUCAAUAUUCUGUGAACGAUGUUGUCCAACUUACAGUCGCACACUUCCUGUGAACGAUGUUGUCCAACUUACAGUCGCACACUUCCUGUGAACGAUGUUGUCCAACUUACAGUCGCACACUUCCUGUGAACGAUGUUGUCCAACUUACAGUCGCACACUUCCUGUGAACGAUGUUGUCCAACUUACAGUCGCACACUUACGCGUAGAAUGUCCUGAUUUUCAGGAAGAUUACAAAUCUUUCGCAGUGUCCCUCAGAGUCCUCAAUAAAAUCCUUGGUUGAAUCCCAGACUUCUGAUAUCGCUUGACUUCAAUCCUUUUGCUCUCGUAUCAGCAUCAUGAAUUAUAUCUAGGACUUUUUGGCCGUUCAGCGCCGCAACAGAUGCUCAGUAAUGUUCCAAGUUUGGUGCCAUUUUAUGAUAACCAUCUGGUGGUGUGUACACAGAACUGUACACAGGUGAGAAGUGGGGAAAAUAUAGCCAGGCUGCAGGUGAAAUCUGUGAAUAAGUUGUUAGUGAAACUUUGAUGAAUAUGAUGGUAGGAGGCGGGGGCAGGGUGAGCCACACCACUACACCAACACUGCUGCUAGUUAGUCGUGUCCUUCCAGUAGGAGCAGACACACUACACUGGCUGUGAAGGUGGAGUGGAGAUGAUGUAAGCCUGUAAGGUGUACUCUAAGACCAUUCUGUGUUCACACAAUAUAUAUUUAUAUUUCCAAAUAUUUCAAACAGUAUUGUAUGUGUGGCGUUGCAUUGUUGUGUUGAUCACUUCUACUAUAAUAGUUGAGACAUCCGUGUAUUGUCCAACACCCAACUUGUUCCAAAACGAUGGAAGUAAUUACAGUGUUUGGAAUACAAUCCCAUCACUAAACAUUGUACUUAUUCUCCAGUCUGACAAUGUACCUGGUAAUGAAGAAUGGUUAUAACCUAUUUAAAUAAAUUAUAAAUGUAUCAAAAA
Messenger RNA from Procambarus clarkii (red swamp crayfish), 3435 nucleotides. RefSeq names its product peptidyl-alpha-hydroxyglycine alpha-amidating lyase 2. Gene Ontology annotation, molecular function: protein binding; catalytic activity. Lineage: Eukaryota; Metazoa; Arthropoda; Malacostraca; Decapoda; Cambaridae. Gene Ontology annotation, biological process: peptide metabolic process. The record is from RefSeq and is a predicted model, not a curated record. Gene Ontology annotation, cellular component: extracellular region; membrane.